AUGAAUAGGCUUGCUUCUUGGGCAAUGGCUAUGGAUUAUCUUCAUCGGGCACUUGCCCUAUCGGGCGUUGUCGGGCUUGUAUAUGUACUGAGUGUUUGCACAUAUCGACUAUGGUUCCAUCCUUUAUCGAAAUACCCUGGACCGGUCCUGGCGAGGCUCAGCAACCUUUACAGCGCCUACUAUGCAUGGACUGGCGACAUUCACGUUGACAUGUGGAGGUGUCACGAGAAGUAUGGGGACUUUGUUCGUUAUGCUCCAAAUCGGCUCCUCGUCAACACGCCCAGCGGGAUGAAAGAGAUAUAUGGACACAACAAGAGUUUCCAGAAGUCAACGGCAUACCAUGUCAUGGUUCAUCGGGCCCCAAGCACGUUCACCGCGACGGACCGGAAGCUUCACGCGCAGAAGCGACGCACGCUCAGCCAAGGUUUCUCCGCGACAGCGAUCCAGGGCUUUGAGGAGAAGGUCCUGGAGCGUGUCAAGGCUCUAGCGGAUCAAUUAGCGCCGAAAGAGAUUACUGCAUCCAAAAUGGAGAAUGAAUGGUCGCCCGCACACGACAUGUCGAAGUGGGCAAGUUAUCUUGCUAUUGAUGUCAUACUGGGCAUUAUCUUUGGAAGAAACGUGAACUUGAUCCAAUCGCCAGAGUACAGAUUCGUUACGAAAUGCAUAGAAGAUUGCAACAUUCGCACCGGUGUCCUAUUCCAGGCCCGGGAGCUGACGACCCGUCGAAUAGACCGGUGGUUGUUUAAAGGCUCAAUCAACUCUCGCAACAGAUUCAUUCCUUUCAUCAGUACUUUGCUGAAGUCUCGAAUGCAAUCUUCAACGACGAGACAGAACGAUAUUUUCUCUAUACUGCUCGACCCCAAGGGCACCGAAGAUGACAUGAGGACAGAGAACUUCCCAAGUCUGUCAGAGUUGGGGGGAGAGUGCACGACCUUGUUGAUGGCAGGUUCGGAAACCACUUCAACAGCCAUCUCAGCAACCUUGUUCUACAUGAUGAGAAACCCUGCGGUUUACGAAAAAGCAGUUCGCGAGGUCAGAGAGCAGUUUUCGCAUUCCGAAGCCAACGUCCGUCUAGGAACUGCACUCAACUCGUGCACAUACCUCCGCGCAUGCUUAGACGAAAGCCUUCGGCUGUCACCGCCCGCUGCAAGCGCGCAGUGGCGCGGUGUCCUCGCCGAUGUCAUGGUCGACGGGCGGCCUGUUCCGGCUGGCUGUGACGUGGGUACAUCCCUCUAUGCCAUCCAACGCCAUCCAGCCUAUUUCGACCAAUCUUCAGUCUUUCAGCCGGAGCGAUGGACGGAGAGCGAUGACGUCUUAGCCCUUGAACGAGCUCAGAGUGCCUUCUCUCCAUUUCUUCUCGGCCCUAGAAGUUGCGUUGCUAAACCGCUUGCGGUUGCCGAGGCAAUGUUGACGCUCGCCACGUUAUUAUGCCGUUUCGACAUGAAAUUAGCCGAAGGGCCAGACGGAGAGAUUGGCGGCGGGGGAUGUCAAGGUGCAGUGUAUGGAAGGCAUAGGAAGGACGAGUAUCAGCUUUGGGAACAUGUCGCUGCGGUCAAAUUUGGACCCUUGAUUCGAUUCCGGGAACGCAAAUGA
Diaporthe amygdali is the source of this 1593-nucleotide messenger RNA. RefSeq lists its product as uncharacterized. The transcript is spliced from 4 exons. Gene Ontology annotation, molecular function: iron ion binding; heme binding; oxidoreductase activity, acting on paired donors, with incorporation or reduction of molecular oxygen. Lineage: Eukaryota; Fungi; Ascomycota; Sordariomycetes; Diaporthales; Diaporthaceae. The record is from RefSeq and is a predicted model, not a curated record. The coding region runs from base 1 to 1593 and encodes 530 amino acids.